GGUGAGGUGUUAGGAGGCUGGUGCGGAACUUGCAGCGAGCGGCUCUGCAUUGCCGGCCAGCUGAACCCCAGCGCCCAGCAGACAAAAGAGGCUCAGACAGGCACGACCCGCGGCGGCUCGUGCGGCGAUGGCGAUGACGGGGCGAGGCUGCCGGGGGCUGCUGGCGCUGUGCGGGGCACUGGCCGUGUGCGCGUGGCUGCUGGGUGCCGAAGCCCAAGAUCCCGAGACGCCCGCGGAAGGUAUGAGGCGGCGCCGGCGGCUGCAGCAGGAGGACGGCAUCUCCUUCGAGUACCACCGCUACCCUGAGCUGCGCGAGGCUCUAGUGUCCGUGUGGCUGCAGUGCACCGCCAUCAGCCGGAUCUACACAGUGGGGCGCAGUUUCGAAGGCCGGGAGCUUCUGGUCAUAGAGCUGUCUGACAACCCAGGUGUCCAUGAGCCUGGUGAACCUGAGUUUAAAUACAUUGGGAACAUGCAUGGGAAUGAAGCAGUUGGACGGGAACUGCUCAUUUUCCUGGCCCAGUACCUGUGUAAUGAAUAUCAGAAGGGCAAUGAAACCAUCGUGAACCUGAUCCACAACACACGAAUUCACAUCAUGCCUUCACUGAACCCCGAUGGCUUCGAGAAGGCCGCAUCGCAGCCUGGCGAGCUCAAGGACUGGUUUGUGGGUCGGAGCAAUGCUCAGGGAAUAGAUUUGAACCGGAACUUCCCUGACCUGGAUAGGAUAGUUUAUGUUAAUGAAAAAGAAGGUGGUCCAAAUAAUCAUCUGCUGAAAAAUCUCAAGAAAAUUGUGGAUCAAAACACAAAGCUGGCUCCUGAGACCAAGGCAGUUAUCCACUGGAUUAUGGAUAUUCCUUUUGUGCUCUCUGCUAAUCUCCACGGAGGAGACCUUGUAGCCAACUAUCCCUAUGAUGAGACACGGACUGGUAGUGCUCAUGAAUACAGCUCCUGCCCAGAUGAUGUUACUUUCCAAAGCUUGGCUCGAGCAUAUUCUUCUUUCAAUCCAGUGAUGUCUGACCCCAAUCGUCCUCCCUGCCGCAAGAAUGACGAUGACAGCAGCUUUGUAGAUGGGACAACCAAUGGUGGUGCUUGGUACAGUGUACCCGGCGGAAUGCAAGACUUCAAUUACCUCAGCAGCAACUGUUUUGAGAUCACUGUGGAACUUAGCUGUGAGAAGUUUCCACCUGAAGAGACACUGAAGGGCUACUGGGAAGAUAACAAAAAUUCCCUAAUUAGCUACAUUGAGCAGAUACACCGAGGGGUUAAAGGAUUUGUCCGAGAUCAUCAAGGUAAUCCAAUUGCCAAUGCAACUAUUUCUGUGGAAGGAAUAGACCAUGAUAUUACAUCUGCAAAGGAUGGUGAUUACUGGAGAUUGCUUGUACCUGGAAACUAUAAACUCACAGCCUCAGCUCCUGGCUAUCUGGCAAUAACAAAGAAAGUGGCCAUUCCUUACAGCCCUGCCGUUGGGGUUGAUUUUGAACUGGAGUCAUUUUCUGAAAGGAAAGAAGAAGAAAAGGAAGAAUUGAUGGAAUGGUGGAAAAUGAUGUCAGAAACUUUAAAUUUUUAGGAAGACUUCUAAUUAACUUCUUUUACUAUAUCAUAUAUAGCAUAUUAUAACACAAUAUAGUAAUUUUCUUUUAGACAUUGUGCAGUUAAUAUUUAACAUUGAUUUAUUUUUAAUCAUUAGCUAUUACUAAACAUUACUUCAAAUAUACUAACUAGACUUUUAGGUUAAAAAAAUUAAGAACACUAUCUAUUUUGUUCUCUGAUAGAACAUUUGUUUUCCGAAAUACAUUGUGCAGAAGACUAUAGAAAAGUUAUAAGUGAUCUUACUAGCUUGAACUUAAAUGCAAUAUUCUGUGUGUUAUUUAAAAUGCAGAACUUUUUGAGUAAUUCUAGCUUUUAAAACUUAGUGAAGUCCUUCUGAUAGAAGUUGUGGCAAUGUCACGUAACGAAUACCAUUGAGAAGGUCAAUACAUACGGCUUGAGGUUGUGAGCACUGUGUGUAAGACUUAAAUAGUUCAGUAUAAACUGUCAUAUGUUUUCUUGUGCUGACUGGCUAUAUAAGCAUGAGUUGUUAAUACAUUUUUGAUGAGAAGAAAAUGUAAAUGUUUACCAAGGAGCUUUUGAAGGAAUGGGACUCAAUGUCUUACUUGUACAAAUAGAGACAAUGCAGUUAUAUUAUUCACCUUGUUAAUACUACUUCAAAGUUUAGUGUUUCCUCUUGGUUGUUAAUUGGCUCAGAAAUGCAUUCAAAAUGAAUAAAGUUUAAAAAA
Molecule: messenger RNA, 2273 nt
Organism: Elephantulus edwardii (Cape elephant shrew)
Lineage: Eukaryota; Metazoa; Chordata; Mammalia; Macroscelidea; Macroscelididae
Gene: CPE
Product: carboxypeptidase E
Exons: 9
Coding region: 128-1564 (478 amino acids)
Biological process (GO): proteolysis
Molecular function (GO): zinc ion binding; metallocarboxypeptidase activity
Source: RefSeq, a predicted model, not a curated record